AUGUCAAACAUCAAAAAAAUCGAAAACCUAACUGAAAUUAAAAAAAUAUUAUGGAACGGUUCAAUCAAUUUAAAAAUCACUCAUAAAAGUUCAAAUGAAAAUAUAGAAUUUUUGAUUCAAGUAUAUAGAAACUCAUACUUACCUUUCAUAUACGAACAGAUCAUCACAUAUUUCAAGAAUUUCUUAAGUACAAACGAUGUCAAAGAUUUUAAUAAAAUUUGGUUAGAAUAUGAAAAUGUACCAUUAAAAUGGAAUUAUCCAAGUGGAGUUCUAUAUGACUACCUAUAUCUACCUGGUAACUUCAACAACCAACAACACAUAUGGAAUUUAGACCUUAAAUUCGAAACAGCAGACCAAAAAUAUCCGUCAGAUUAUAUAAUACCCACCAGAAGAUUUGAAUCAGAUAUCUGGGAGAAUAAUCUAAAUGAGAUACUAGUCAAUCAGCUAAAACAAUCAUGUUUUGUAAUUAAUGGAACUUCAAAACCUAUUAUGCAAUUAAGUGAGCAAAAUCUGAAGAAUUUAUGGAAAUCUAUCAAGUUUAGAAAUUUGAAUGAGUUUAGUUACGUGAAUAAAAAGAUUUUGAAGCAAGUUAAAAAUAUUCCAAUAAAGUUGAUUGUACCAAGUGAUGCUGGAAAUGUUAUACAAGUACCUGGAUCACCAUUGUUAACGCUAAAAGAAUUUUUGAAGAUGAACUGUUCUAAUUUAUAUGAUAUCUCCAUUCCGGUAAUUCAAGGAAUUGAUGUCACUAGCUUGUUGGAUUUGCAAUUAAUUGAAAUUUGGGAACUUUUUAAACAUCUAGAUAAUGUUCUUUACAUAACAAAUAUAAUAAAGUCCUAA
Messenger RNA from Lodderomyces jiufengensis, 837 nucleotides. RefSeq lists its product as uncharacterized. The transcript has a single exon. Bases 1 to 837 code for a protein of 278 amino acids. Gene Ontology annotation, biological process: autophagosome assembly; autophagy of mitochondrion; nucleophagy. Gene Ontology annotation, cellular component: cytoplasm; phagophore assembly site membrane; Atg12-Atg5-Atg16 complex. Lineage: Eukaryota; Fungi; Ascomycota; Pichiomycetes; Serinales; Debaryomycetaceae. The record is from RefSeq and is a predicted model, not a curated record.